This is a messenger RNA of Botrytis deweyae, 2646 nucleotides long. RefSeq lists its product as uncharacterized. The transcript is spliced from 2 exons. Bases 1 to 2646 code for a protein of 881 amino acids. The record is from RefSeq and is a predicted model, not a curated record. Lineage: Eukaryota; Fungi; Ascomycota; Leotiomycetes; Helotiales; Sclerotiniaceae.
AUGGCGCAGUAUCAAGGCUUGAAUCAAGAGGAGUUGAGAGGAGAAGGAGAAAGUCAAGAAAAUCUGUCACAUAUUGCGCCAGAAACAGCAAUGCGCCCAUAUUUAUCCUUCACUCCAAUCAAUUUUAACCGUUCAAAAAGUUUAAACCCAAUAUCACCUUUGACACGCACAAUCGAUCCAUUGAGAACUUUGCGCAACACAGAUGUCUACGACCUACCAGAGGACGUCCCGAGUCCUCCCACUUCAGGUGGUAAAAAGCGACGAACUCCACGCUCGAAGAAUGGCCCCACGAAAAUCUUACCCAAUGCCAAAUCGCAUACAAAUACUAACGUUGAAGAUUGUGAUACUGAACUAUUUGAGGUAGCAUCGCCGAAGAGAAGGAAAAUUCUUACGAAAGGAUCGCAACCCGCAUUCAAGGUCCCUUCUAGAGUAAAAACAAUACCUGCUCAUCAAGAACUUGAGCAACCACCCAACAAAUUAGGCGACGGGCCUUCUGUUUCUCAAUUGGUUACACCACCUGAUACUCAUAAGAGAUCUAAGAAGAGAGCGCUUUCUGCCACAGUUACCAAGCGGAAGAAAUCUUCAGAGUUGUUUCAGAACUCAACAGUUACCAAACCAUCAUUGUCUUGCUUCACCUCAAAGUCUUCGAGAGAGCAAUCACAACCCAUCAAUCGGCUACAAGGUUUCACGACAACUGAGGAACAGAUGAAGCGUAAUUCGAAUGGAAUCGCGAACACAACUUUACAGAAAUUAGCAGCUUUUAGAUAUGUACCUCGCGAGGAGAAUGUAUUGGCGAAUCAAUCGAUCACUGCGAGCAAAAGAGACGACACUCAUCUUACCAUGGGUAAGCAUCGUGAUGGAUAUGUUUUUGAAGAGUCAAAUCAUACCUCAUCAGACUAUGGGCAUAUAUCAAGUGGCUCAUUUUUCGAAGAAGCUUUGUGGAUCUCAAAACAAUCUGUCGAUAGCAACGAGCCUGACACUAUUCGUAUUAACCAACUUCAAACCAAUCCCUUUUCUGAAAAUCUAUUGGCCUCUGUCACGCAGCAGAAGGUAUUCCAAAUUGAGCACUCGCUAAACCAAACCAUUGGGUCUUCCGCCUUUGGUGAAGGAAUACCGGAGGAUGCUCUUGAAAACCCCACCAAUAAUGAUGUUGACAGGCAGCAAUCGCAACUAGUUCCGCCAACAAUUGACAGCAGUGUGACCACUGAGCUUGGAGAUAUGACUUCCGAGUUGCCAGAAUACAAUAAACAUCUUCCAGAAGUUAAUGAUCGGCUGCCCAACACAGGAUUCGAGCAAGAACAACCACAGAAUUAUCAACAGUCACUGGUACUUUUGCCAACAAUCAGUGCCGAAACUUAUCACAACGACAAUCAUUCUGAGCUACCAGUCAUUGAAGAAGGCAUGCUAACGAUCAUAAAUCCUCCCCUAGAUUGUUUUGACAGCGAUAGCUUUGGCGAUGACAUUGAUGAUGAAGAUUUGUUAGCAUUGGAUGCAGAUCCUGCUAUUCUCGAAUCUCCCAUGAGAGACGAAGUGAUCCAAAGCAUUCCAAAGCAACCAUGUUCACCUUCCAUUUCACAUAUUGUUUCUUCUUUACGCACGAGGAAAACACAAUUACAUGAUCCCGUCACUCUUUCGCAAGAAGUCACUCGCGCUACAUCUCCACCCAUCGUUGCAGAUGAGGUUGACGAUUUUCCAAUGGAUACUGAUUUGGAAGAAGAAUUGUUUCGACUCGCAGGAACAAGUCAAUUUCAAGGAGUUGUAGAAUCAUUUGAACCACCACCAAGUUUAACCCUUCCGCGUGACGGUGAUGAUACUGACAGGGAAGUAUAUGAUGAUACUCUUCAAUUCUCUUCACCAACGCCCCGAGAACCAUUUUCUAACGGAAUAGCGCUGGUCAAAUCCACUGAUAAAUCUAGUCCAUCGAAACCACCAGCGACACAGGAAGAUGCAGAUUGGAGGUAUAUUACAUCGACGACUUUGAGGUCGGUCAAAGGUCCAGUCAUUCAAUCUUCUGAGGCUCUUAUCCAACUAUUGAAAAACAGACGUCUAGAGAAAUUGUCUACACCUGUUCAAUCGAUUCAAACCAACAUAUCGGAACCGUGGCUGGAUGAUAGUGAUGAUUAUCUACCCCUCACACCGUUUGCUCGGCCGAAAUUUCCCCAAAUAGUUCAAGAUCGAUGCCCAAUCAAUGGAUUAUCGUCCCAAACCAUUCUUCGUGUUUGUUUCCGGAUUGGUGAGAUGCUUAAAGAAGGAGGUCGAUGCAAUGCGUUAGGUCAAGAUGCAAUUAUCGAGCUCUUUGCCCGUGUCAAUUUCUCAUCUCGAGAACCUGGUACUACUAAACAGCACUUUCAAUUUGCAGACUUAUUUCAUGAUCGACCACCAUUUGCUAAGGGUAUUCUCGCGAACUUUAAGACGACGGGACUGGCGGAGAGUGAAAGUAGAACUUUCAUCGAAUCAAGCGAAUCUUUGAUGGCAAGAUGUCUGGGCAGAGUUAAGAAGGACGUAAAAAAUGGUUCUUGGCUGUUGCAUAUCAUCAAUGUGAGAGUGACGGAUUGGGAAGAGAUAAGAUGGACGAAGAGAAUUGUUUGUGGAGAGCGCGAAGAGGAAGUCAAUGUAAAGACGACUGCUACUAUUGCUAACUUGUGA